Messenger RNA from Camellia sinensis, 2093 nucleotides. The record is from RefSeq and is a predicted model, not a curated record. NCBI's taxonomy places the organism in Eukaryota, Viridiplantae, Streptophyta, Magnoliopsida, Ericales, Theaceae.
GGUUUGCCACUUGAGAGGUGCACAGCCCUGCUGCUACUUAAUUACGUGCCAACUUACAAGUUCGCUCUGCCCGACGUUCCCCGUCGAAGCAAGACUCCUUUCUCUGCAACAACUCCAUCAGUUGUUUUAUCACCAAGGCAAGACCAGGCCUCUUAUUCUGAUCCAUUGGAACUACCAUCCACCUAUGCUCCUCAGUUUAUCCCACCAUCUCAGCACCAACGCCAACGCCGUGCCCUAGGGAACCCGCCAGCCGGUAGAACUAGGAGCCGCCGACGCCGAGAUUUAAAGGCAUCGGCGUACAAUCUAGUAAACCCUUCUACUGCCUUACCAGUAAUACACUUCGGUACCAAGGUCACCGUCGCUAUUACCGCCGACGAAAUGGGCCGUGCGAAGAUUGUUCCCAACGACCUUCUUGCCGACAUCCCUGGUGUGGUCGCAGUCCAAUCCCCUCUCCUUUCCAGCCUCAAUCCAAGCCCAAAGUCAAAAGGGUAAAAAGGGCUAAAGCCAAAGCCACUGUCACAGAGGUCGAGUUUGAAGACACUGUGCCGAUCUCGAAGUUGGCUAAGAUCGAGGAAAAAUCAUCAGCCAUCAGGAAGAGGCCCACCGAGGUUGAUCUAUUCGACAAAUCGCAAUCCAAGAAGCCAAGGUCUGAAGAAGCAACACAGCCCGGUGUGUUCCACACCAACAAACCUUGGACGCUGAUGUUUAUGGUCGGAGACCGACCUUUGUUGGCUGGGGACAGUGCCCUAGACGAUGUGUAAAUCGGUGCUGCUAUUUCCACUACUAUCCUUCUGUCGGCCGACAUCAAUUGAAUGGCCGAGCUCACUAAGUAUGAGAACUAUGCCUUGAUGAUGCAACAUUGUGUUCUGGCCAUCCAGCCAGGUUACUCCUUUGCAGUGAAGACCAAGGCAUUCAAAAAAGGGUUGACCGACAAGACGAAUGAGGCAGCCAAGCUCCUUGCUACACUGAACCAGGCCGAAGGUCGCAUCCGAAGCUUACUAGAUCAGAACAAGGCUGCCCAACUGGCAAAAAGCAAUGCCAAGGAUCGUGCUGAGGCCGCUGAAAAUAUCGUCGUGGUUGUUUAGGCCUAGGAAAAAGAGGCAAAGGAAAAGGAGGCCGAGGCCCUGACCAAACUCUGAACAGUGCUCGCUAUAAAAAAGGCCAAGCUCAAAGACUGCUGAUGAAAAGGCUUAUGCAAAAGGGGUAGCUAACGUCCGUGACGCCUACAUGAAGCAGGUCAACCAUGCCUGUAAUAAGGUUUACAUCAUUAGUUGGAUGGCUGCGUUGAAGGAGUUGGCUAUCCCCGACGACUCGCCUCUUACCGACGCUAGCCGACUUGCUCUUCCAUUCCCGUCAACUCCAAGCCAAUCUGAAGAUGAAACUGAGGAAGAAGAAGAAGCCGAAGUCGAUAAGGCUCAGGGUGUAGUUGCCGAGGUUGAGGAUGAAGCUCAAGUUGUUGGGGCUACGUCCCCAACUCUAAAUGAGCAAGUCCUAGACUUGACUCAGGACGACAAGGACCAGGUUCCCAAGGCUGUUUCUGAAGCUGAAGUCAAAACUGCCGAAAAGAGCUUGGAUCAAACUCUUUUUGAAAUUGAUGCCAAGAAUGUGGUGGAGAAGGAAGCAAUACUGCCAAUUAAGGCCGACAUACCGCCAACAGCCAAGGUUGGGCAGUCCGAGAUCAAUGCCACUACUGCUAGUACUUAGGAUCUUCUCUUACUUUGAACUAUUUUCAGUACUAACCUUUUUUGUUUUGAACAAUUUCAAGUUUCAAUUCGGUUAAUGUGCCCUCGUUUGUAUCUGACCAAGUAGUCUUUUGUGAAUGCAUGCUUCCUUUGUAUGCUUAUUGCUUGUAUGUUUCUCCAUAUCGGGGUAGUACAUAUCGGAUAAGAAUAACAUCGGAGUUAUCCUUAGCUAGCCACCUCGGACCAAUAUCAUCUUGAUUUUAAAACUUGACCGUGUUUCUUGGCCAACACUUAGGCCAAGUUUGGGAAGUGUAAAAAAAGCUACAAAGCCAAAAAGUUACUCAAAAAGUUAAAAAGUUAUCACUAUUCACCAAAAGUCAAAAAUUACAGCUGCACAACUCCCAAUCCUAA